CAAUUUAUACUUCGACAUACCUUCUUCCGGCUAGAAAAUGUCCAAAUGAAGAUUCCCUUCGAAAGUGUCUUUAUCAAUACAUUAAGGGACCAAUCAGUUUUCGAGAUGACUUUUUUGCCUAUAAUUUUGAUCUUGAUAAAGAAUAUAAUAAACGAGUUAUCCAUUUUCCAGUAGCAUUUGUUCACCCGAUAGAUGUAUUAGAUGUUCAAAAUGCUAUUAAAUGUGGGACAAAAUUAAAUAAUCCUAUUGCUGCAAGAUCAGGCGCUCAUUCUUACGAAGGUUACGGAAUUGGUGAUAAAGAUUUCGGAACAGGAAAUACACUAAAGUCACUAUAUUACGAAGUAAAUAAAUAUGGAUUCGCUUCUCCAGGUGGUAUUUGUCCUUAUCUUGGAGGUAUGGGAUUUCUUUAUCGAAAAUUUGGAUUUUCAUCAGAUAAUAUUCUUGAUGCACAAAUUGUUUUAGCAAAUGGGACAAUAGUUAACAAUGCUAAAGAAUAUCCGGAACUUCUCUGGGUUAUUCAAGGUGCAGGAAACGCAGGCUAUA
Molecule: messenger RNA, 543 nt
Organism: Racocetra persica
Lineage: Eukaryota; Fungi; Glomeromycota; Glomeromycetes; Diversisporales; Gigasporaceae
Source: the annotation of a GenBank genome assembly